GCUUGGUUGUUUUAUCAUAAGAUUGAGUGAAAUUUUGUUUUUUUUUUAUUCAAGUAUAAAAAAAAGUGUGGUGAUCUGAGAUCUUGUCGGAAAGAGAGAUAAUAGCAAGUGUUUUGCAAGGAUAUAUUUUUGAACAAGUUUAGUUGAGUUUAGUUUAGAUAAGCUUUGCUGAUCGCAGUGCAUAAGGUGUUACUCAUUAUCGUUGAUUGGAGGGCCCCUGCUGGCUGCCGCGCUGUCAAUCAUCAUCGGUUCCCAGCCUCUGCAACUUUGAGUUGUUCUAGAAAGCCGCAUCCCACCGGGCAGGACACUGACCACAACAGCCCAGUGCCAACGACCAGGUUUGCUUGCAUCAGCCCAUUAUGCUAAUGAGAGCCCGCUAGGCAGAACCGUUUAAGGUGACAUAACCUCACUCGGUCCCAAUGCGGUCUAGGCCAGAUAACGAACCAUAACCACACCAAGAUAACGGCCAAUCCCAAAACACUUCGCUGCUGUUCAACACACGCAGUCGGCUCGGAACCCUUCGUUGAUCCCAUGGAGAUACUCAACGUGCUCAAGUGCCGGCUGGAGAUUGUCGACGACACCGUCUCGUCCCAGCAGCUGGUGGAUCAGCUGAUUUGCGACGCCCCGGAGGAACCGCUGCUACAUCUGACCGAGCUGGACUGCGUGGUCAAGCGGCACUACGACUGGCUGCGGAACCUGCCCCGGGUGAGACCGUACUACACGGUGGGAAGUAACGACGACGUUCGGAUCAUUGGCACGACGGCGCUGCUGGACUGUGGGUACGUUUGUUCGUCGAAGGUGGAAGUGUUGAAGGUGCUGGAGUUUCGGGUGGAUCCGGGGGUGAUCCUGCUGGAACGGGUGGGGAGGAAUGCUGAGCUGUUGAGGUUUGCGAGGAGGAAGGACGUUCGGGUGGUGUUUGAUUCCGAGGAGGAACUUCGGAUGAUUCAUCAGUACUUUCCGGAAGCAGAAGCCCUGAUCCGGUUUCGGUUGAGUCAAGACGUUCAGUCUGGCUGCCAAGCGGAUGGUGAAGCUCGCGAGCUGCUCAACCUUGCCAAAGAGCUCAACAUGGACGUGAUAGGAUGGUGCUACAACGCUGGAUCGUUCUGCUGCGAUCCAGCGAUCUUCUACACGGCCAUCAGCAAAGGACGCGAAAUCACGGACCACGCAACGAUCGUCGGCUUUAACUUCAAGUUUAUCAACUUGGGCGUGGGAGUUUGUGGCCAGAAGGACGUGCAAGGUCAACGGUACGCGUCGUACAUCAACCGUGCGCUGGAGGAUUACUUUCCCGAACGACGCGGAUGGACGAUCGCGGCGGAGGUUGGCAGUUUUCACAGCGCUGCGGCCGUGACGGCCAUUGCGGCAAUUCGGGGGAAGCGGAUAUUCUGGAACCAGAGGCAUCCGUCCAGGAUCGAUCAAGUGUUCUAUUACGUCAGUGGACGGGUUGGAAGAACUAGUCACAGCUUGAUUCAUGCCAGCGACCCUGCCUGUCCAAUUGUUUGGAAAGAUCGCGACGAGUGUGGUGUGGAAUGUCGGACAACUCUGUACGAGGCAGGGAGUGAUGAGUGCAUUUGCAAAGAUCUGCAGCUGCCGGAAUUGAAUGAAAACGAUUUUAUGGUGUUUGAAAGUCAGGGGAACUUUGCACGACGAACUUCGAAAGCAACAGAAGGAAUUGUCUAUCCGAUUACUUUGGUUUAUAUCAGGAGAAGCAUGUGGGAAUUUUUGAAAUACCUGUCCGAGUCUAGAUUUCCACGGGAGCUAAUUCUGGGAUCACGAUUCCUAAAGAACGCAUGGAAACUUGAAGAAUUGGAGCGUAGCUAACCCAAAAUUUGCACAUACUCAACGAACUCGUCAACAUUCCUGCAACAACCAACGUCAUGCAAGUGAAUAAACUACAAAGUUGCUCUUGAGCCACGUGUAAACACGACCCACUGCGUAGAUGACAGCCCCGCACUGUUAAUCCUAGCCCUACCAGUCAGUCCAGGACAGAACAGGACACCCUAAACCGGGGAACGCACGAGUGCAACGCCAUUUGGCACGACCCGCGGGUGUUACCUUCGCCGCGGACAGUCGCACCCGGCAGAGUUCAACCCGCGGGACCGCAAAUGGCCGGCCACGAACCUGCAAUGUCGAU
Culex quinquefasciatus (southern house mosquito) is the source of this 2131-nucleotide messenger RNA. Its product is annotated as ornithine decarboxylase. The record is from RefSeq and is a predicted model, not a curated record. Gene Ontology annotation, cellular component: cytoplasm. Lineage: Eukaryota; Metazoa; Arthropoda; Insecta; Diptera; Culicidae. Gene Ontology annotation, molecular function: ornithine decarboxylase activity. Bases 532 to 1818 code for a protein of 428 amino acids. The transcript has 5 exons.